Mucor mucedo is the source of this 896-nucleotide messenger RNA. RefSeq lists its product as uncharacterized. Gene Ontology annotation, biological process: interstrand cross-link repair; protein ubiquitination. The record is from RefSeq and is a predicted model, not a curated record. The transcript is spliced from 5 exons. Gene Ontology annotation, molecular function: ubiquitin protein ligase activity. Gene Ontology annotation, cellular component: nucleus. Lineage: Eukaryota; Fungi; Mucoromycota; Mucoromycetes; Mucorales; Mucoraceae. The coding region runs from base 184 to 696 and encodes 170 amino acids.
UAAGUUCUAUAACACUAUAUGCUGAUGCCGUCUAUAUAUGGAAUAUAAGGAGGCGCCAACUCGCCUGUUUAUAUUAUCUGUAAUAAAAAAAAAAGAUGGCUUUUCUUGUUUGUAUGAUUUAACAAAAGCGAUUAAUUUUUCUUUCCCCUCUUUUUUUUUUUCUCUUUCUCUUUCUCAUAAAAAAUGGGAUAUAUCUGUACAAUUUGUACUGAUUUUAUAGAGAUACCAGGAGAGAAACCAGUCUCUACGUCUUGUGGACAUACUUUUCAUGACAAGUGUAUAAGGGAAUGGUUAGGAAGCGCUUUAAAGUGUCCUUUAUGCAACAGACAUACCACAGUGAACAACAUUCACUCUCUUUACUUGUCGAGCGAAAACAACCAGUCAACCGCGAACAGAUCACGUCUACAAAACAAUUUGAAAUCCGCUGCCAUUAACCUAAGACAAGCAAAAGAAGAAUUAGUAAAAGCCAAAGAAACCUUGAAGGCUGCUGAGCUAAAGGCUAGCGAUGCCCUUGCCGUUAACAGAGAAUGCGAAAAGUUAAAAUCCGAGAAAGUGGCUUUGGAAAGAACAAAAUAUAGCUUGGCUGUGAGUAUUACUGAGAAAAAUGCAAUUAUUUCGCAAAAAGACAAAUCGAUUGAAGCAUUGGAAGCUCAAAUAAGAAAACAAAAGUCCUCAACACCAAAGUGUAAUAAAUAGUAAGGAAUCUCUUCACCAACACGCUCUAAAUAGACAAGCAUGUCUUCAUCGGAACUCAUUUGAUAUACAAGAUGAUCUAUAUCAGGAAAUAUUGAAAGACAAGGAAUAUAGAAUUGCUUUGCUUCAGAGGGAGAGAGAUGUAGUUGUUGAAAAAAUUGCUGUGGACUAUUAUGAUAUGAAAGAGAUUCAGAAUGAUAUAA